UCGGAUACACGCCGUAGCUGCUCGCCCGCACUGCAGAUUAACUCUUAACGUGCCGGCAGAUGCAGCAGCGAGAACAUGGAAAGGACUGGCCAGAGCGUCUCCUGACUGAAGCUCACGUAACAACUCUUCAGCUAAUGAUCACUCUCUCUGGGGACGCCUCCUAAACUCAGCUCAUUCCUUAAUUUGCUGCAGAGUGUGGGGACUAAGGCCUAGCACUGCAGAGACAGAGUAAAAUACAGGGGCGCAACCAGAAGAGGCUGAGGCAGGAGUGUGCUUCUGAAAAUUGUCUGUUCUUCUAAAAGACAAGAGCUGUCUUAAGACCACGCCUUAUGACCCUCUUCUUUCCCACACAUGGUGACAAAGACUGAAGUCGGCCACACAUUUCUUUGUGUGUGUGCCUGUGUGUGGGUGUGUCAGAUUGGGUUGAGGAGUAUUUAACUACAACCAGGAGCAGUUGGCUUCCCAACCAGCACAGAGGGGCAUUGUAGUGUGUGUGCUUUGUGUUCCGGAUGCAGAACAUCCUUGAUCAAAACUUAGACAUGGCCACAGCUCUACUCGCCGGCGAGAAGCUAAAGGAGCUCAUCCUGCCGGGUUCCUCACAGGAUGAGAAGGGCGGGGCGCUGGCCAGCCUCAUGGUGCAGCUCAAGCUGGAACUGCCCUUUGAUCGUGUUGUUACUAUAGGGACGGUCAUCAUCCCCAUCCUGCUGGUCACCCUCGUCUUCACUAGGAACUUUGCUGAGGAGCCCAUAUACUGUUACACACCGCACAACUUCACAAGAGACCAGGCAUUGUAUGCAAGAGGCUACUGCUGGACAGAGCUGCGUGAUGCUGUACCUGGUCCUCAUCUCUGGCCUUCGCUAUUUGAGCACAAGUUCCUGCCCUACGCGCUGCUGGCCUUCGCUGGAAUCAUGUACCUUCCUGCUUUGGGCUGGGAGUUCCUUGCCUCUACACGGCUCACUUCAGAGCUCAAUUUCCUGCUUCAAGAGAUUGAUAACUGCUAUCAUCGAGCUGCUGAGGGCCGAGCCCCAAAGAUUGAGAAGCAGAUCCAAUCCAAAGGACCUGGCAUAACUGAGCGAGAGAGGAGGGAGAUUAUAGAGAAUGCAGAGAAGGAGAAGAGCCCUGAGCAGAACCUGUUUGAGAAAUACUUAGAGAGGCGAGGCCAGAGUAAUUUUCUGGCCAAAAUUUACCUGGCACGGCACCUGGCUAUUAUCUGCCUCAGUUCCAUCCCCAUUUCCUACCUGAGCGCCUACUAUUCUCGCCAAAGACAGAAUGAGUUUACCUGUGCACUGGGUGAGCCCCCAGACAUUAGCAGCUAUCCAGAGCUUAGGCUCAGGGUUAACUGUAAGCUGCCUGCUGUGCAGCUGCAGCGCAUCAUGGCAACAGUAGAUAUAGCUUUGCUGUGCACCAUGAACCUCAUUAUCCUGGUUAAUUUGCUGCAUUUAUUUGUGGUGCGCAAGUCCAACUUUGUUUUUGACAAACUGCAUAAAGUUGGUAUUAAAACACGGCGACGAUGGCAGAAGUCUCAGUUCUGUGAUAUCAACAUCCUGGCCAUGUUCUGCAAUGAGAACAGGGACCACAUCAAGUCGCUCAACCGGUUGGACUUUAUCACUAAUGAGAGUGACCUCAUGUAUGACAAUGUGGUCAGGCAGCUGUUGGCUGCGCUUGCACAGUCCAACCAUGAUAUUACACCAACUGUGAGGGACUCUGGGAUACAAACAUUAGAUCCCAAUAUGGACCCCUCUGAUCUCAGAGUGGGAGAGAUGGGUGGGGAACCGCUGGUCAUAAAACGGCCCCGCAAGAAGAUUAAAUGGAUCCCAAGCUCAAAUCCUCUUCCUCAGCCAUUCAAGGAGCCCCCCACCCUGGCACGCAUGGAAAAUAGCACAAAGCCUGAAAAACCCAAACCGCUCAGGCGAAAGACAGUGGCAGAUAGCUUCAUUGCACCACUUCUAGAUAGCAAGAGCGCACAACAUCCUGCAACAAAAGAUCUAAGCGGGAUGGAGAAAAAGCACAAUCGUAACUUCUCUCUAGAUGUCCACCCAUACAUGCUUACCAUUCGUAAGCCCAAGGUAGAAGCAACAACCACAGGACCUCUACCUUCAGAGCACAACAUGGAUACAGUGUACCUUGAAGGCACACACACUAUUGUUCAUGUGUCUGGUGCAAUUACAGAGACUAAAGUUUGCUCUCCAGAAUCGACCAACACUGCCUUUUCUACAGUGACCCUGCCCACCACUACAUAUGUAAAUGGUGUGAGCCCAAACCCACCGUCUAGUGAGGAUGCUCUCAGUCCCAAGUCCUCCCCUCUUCCAACGGAGCCUCUCACCCAGGCAGAAAACCCUGUGUCUCAGCCACCACCCUUGACCAGAGUCCCCACACAUCAGUUGCUGAAUAUACAUCAUUCUCUUUUUGAGGAAGAGGAAGAUGAAGAAAACCGCAGGGACAGACUGGCAGAGAGACCAGGGGAGCUCAUCGCUGCUGGAGAAUGUUGAAGAAGGGGGAUGUUGAUGGAUAUUUGUGUCCUCGACACUCCACUGUACCCACAUGACCACAUUGUCAGUCACAACAUAUCCACAGCCCCUCCCACUCUUUCAAUCUCACACCUCUCUGAUGAGUGGAUUGGGCUGCCUGAUGAGCAGAAAUGGAAAAUUACAUGAAAAAAUCUAGUUGUUAAAAAAAUUAAGAUAAAUAUGACAGAAAUGGGUGCAUUUGAUGGUGUUGACCAGAGUAUUGCUGUAGGAAAUGAUGUCACAUACAUGUCUCAGGAUGACUGUUCACCCUCUAAUGAAACCAGCAUUGAUAAUUCAACAGGGUGCUAUAGCGCAGGGUCAAACAGCUAUAUCGAGAAGAUGUAAAGAGAUGCUGUGCGGUGAUGAGUGAAACAUGAGCUUUUUUUUAAAUAAUGACAUACACCUUCAAAAUCUGCAAAGAGGGCUGCAUUAUGGCUCCAAACAAAAUGUAUUUAAACAUAUAUAAUAAUGCUUAGUCCCUUUAUAUGAAUAGCCAAGUAGAAAGGUAGCUCACACAGUACAGUUGUUGAGAUCCGCACAAUUAAUAUGCAAAACAUCACAAUAUAUUUGUGGCAAUAAUGUAUGCGCUUACAACAUCAUAUUUCACAGAAAGCUAUAAAUGUAUAAACACUGUAAUGUACAUGACUCAGUGUUUGUGGUGUGUUUAAAAUAUAACACACAUUACAUAGCUUUAUCCAUGCCAUUUCACCACUGAUUAGGAAAUUGCAUCAGAUCUGGGCUCCGCUAUAUUUCCACGAUAUUAAUAAUAAGUAAAUUGGCAUUCUUUAUUAAAAAAAAAAACAGUAGAUCCUACAAUGAGAGUGCAGCUUUGUAAAACAACAUGAAACUUAUAAUGCUGCUCAGAAAACCUGUCAGUUGUGUCUAAUAGCUAGCCGAUAUAAUUUGAAAUCUACCAAAAGGGCAGAUCAAUGGAGCUGGACCCAAGGUAUAGUAUAUGACCCUGUGUUCAGCUGGCUUAUUUUUGUGGUAGUGCUGUGGUGUGGAGUGAAAGAAGUGAUGAGUAGAUGUUGACCUGUUCCACAUUUGAUGGCUAUAAGAAUUUGAUUAUUUGCUGCUCUGACACAACCUAAAUUUCUUUCUGUCUCAGAUUGUGCUAAUAUGAUCAGCAAAAACACGUGAUGGAAUAAAUAGUUACAAUAGUUGGUUUGUUAUUUGUAGUUAAACCAAGUAAGGUUUAGUAUGUAAACACUUUUUAUAGCGAGUAAGUCAGUGGACAAGGGAAUGGGUUUGGGUUCCUACCAUAACUUCUCCAUUUCUUGCAGCUGCAUACAUCAUUACAAGAACUGUCCGCACUGACUAACAUACCAGCAUGACAUUCACUGUACAAGACUUUAGUUCUUUUAUCAGGGGUCUACCUACAGUACAGGUGGACCUAUACUUACUAUAGCCUACUUGUCCUUUCUUUCUGGGCAUUAAAGUAAACAGUUCAAGACUUGUGAUGGGAGACAGCUGACACAUUGUCAUGACACAGGUUGGCUCAAAAUUCACUUUGUUAGACUACUCAAGCACAUAAAAUGCAUCCAAAAGCACUUUAAGGCUAGUAGCGUGAGUGUGUGUGAAAGCAUAUUAGCUAUAUGUUGUAACACAACUCUGCUUUUAGACCUGGUUUUCUGUAUUUUCACAGACAGUCACAUAGAUUAGCUCUGAUAGUUUUUUAUGUUAGUCAAAAUGUGAAUAAGAGAGUCUAGACAUUGAUUGUAAUGUGUAC
Monopterus albus (swamp eel) is the source of this 4236-nucleotide messenger RNA. It is a transcript of the gene panx2, whose product is annotated as pannexin 2. The coding region runs from base 510 to 2489 and encodes 659 amino acids. Gene Ontology annotation, biological process: cell-cell signaling; monoatomic cation transport; positive regulation of interleukin-1 production. The record is from RefSeq and is a predicted model, not a curated record. Gene Ontology annotation, cellular component: plasma membrane. The transcript is spliced from 7 exons. NCBI's taxonomy places the organism in Eukaryota, Metazoa, Chordata, Actinopteri, Synbranchiformes, Synbranchidae. Gene Ontology annotation, molecular function: wide pore channel activity.